Messenger RNA from Eutrema salsugineum, 1155 nucleotides. RefSeq lists its product as uncharacterized. The transcript is spliced from 2 exons. Bases 1 to 1155 code for a protein of 384 amino acids. The record is from RefSeq and is a predicted model, not a curated record. Lineage: Eukaryota; Viridiplantae; Streptophyta; Magnoliopsida; Brassicales; Brassicaceae.
AUGGCUCAAAUUCCAGUUGUGUAUGGGGAGUGGAAGAUUGAGGAGAAUUCAUGGCAUUUUGUUGUUGACAUGGGCAAAGGUGGAAGAAUGUGGUUUUUGAACGAUGGUUGCACCUUGGGGGAGCUUACUGAGAAGGCGCGAGAUGAUUAUAACUUGGGCAAGAAGACUGAGCUCAUCAAGUUAACCUACUCACUACCAGUCUCAAUGUUGCAAACUAUGGCUCCAGAUACACCUCCAAUGCAUGUCACCAACGAUAGACAAAUUUCAAGCUUGAUUGCGUUAAGCAGAGUGCAUAUGAACAUUCCUACCGAUGAUGAGGCAGACAGUUCUGAUGUGAACGAGGAUGGAGAAGAUGUCGACGAUGCAGCUUACUCUGACAGAGAAGAUUACAGUGUCUACGGUAAAGUGAAAGAUGAAGAUGAAGUCUGUAUUGAAAAUGUCAGAAACAGAUAUGGUGAAACCAGAAGCACGCCCAUGUCAUGGUCUGAUAAUAUAUAUGUUAGGGCAAGUUUCCCUACAAAGGAGAAGCUGUUAUCAGAGGUUAAAUUGACUGCGAUAAUGUUAAAAUUUGCUUUUAAAACAAAGAAGUCUACCAAGACCCUGUUUGUGGCUAAAUGUCGAGUGGAAGGAUGUGCUUGGAUGGUUAGAGCGAGCGUGAAGAAUUAUGCAUCCACUUUUUGGGUGACAAAAUAUGUGAAAGACCACACAUGUUCAAUAGGUCAUCGAAAGGCUCAGCGUGGGAAGUCUACUCCUAAGUAUAUUGUCAAGCUGUUUAUAAGCCAUUUGGGCAUCAUUGAUGGAAUUAUACCAGAACAUGUCAGGGUUUCAAUGAAGCAUAUGUUUGGCAUCAAGAUGGAUUACACUACUUCAUACAGAUCUUUGAUAUAUGCCCAAAAAUUGGUCAGGGGAACGGCUGAAGAUGGAUAUGCGAGUCUCCCAGCUUACCUACAUUCAGUGAACAAAGCCAAUCCGGGAACUGUAUCAGCUCUUCAUGUAGAUUCGAAUAACAAAUUCAAAUAUCUAUUUCUCGCAUUUGGAGCAUCGAUUGCCGGUUUUCAGUACAUGAGAAGAGUUAUUGUGGUUGAUGGAUGUCAUCUAACAGGGAAAUACGAAGGUACUUUGUUGGUUGCCACCGCACAAGAUGGAAACUUUUAG